GGCCUGGCAUGUGGCCUCCCAGCGUGCCCGGAUUGGAUUGGCGCCUUCGAGAGCAAGAUUCGGAUUGCCCAAUGGUGUCGCGCAGAUUGGCUGGUCCAGAUCUGGGACGCGCGGCUCUCGGGCGCGCGUGCAAUCCUGGCUCGGAAUGGGGCGUUGGCCCAUCCAAGAAAGCUGCCGCCGCGCGACAGGUCCGCGCCGAAGGUCAGCCUCGCCGCCGACCCCCUGAACGCCCAGGCAGCCCGUUCAUCCAUUUGCAUCCAGGGCCUGGGCGAUGACCUGUACGCGCGCAAGGCUCAGCAGGCAGCCAGUUUCGCAGUCGACACACUCGCCGUUUUCGCAGAUCCCAGCGGCUGCAAGGACACCAUGGCGCUGCUCGACCAGGCAACCCGGAAGCAGCGAUCCAUCGCCCUUGCCGAGCGUGAGCUGAGAGCCAUGGCCGCGCUGGAGGCGGCGUGGAAGGAGAGAUGCUGGGCGCCCCUGCCGCUGCGGGGUGGCGUCCCGAGCUUGCCCGAGCGUAGGCGACAGUUCCAGGGCCUGGGCGCCUGCGCUCCCGCCCCGGUGCCCGUCGCCCCCGCUUCCAAGAGCCCCUUGCGUGUCCUGCGCGAACUCGAGAUGGGGUUUCUGGUGAACCUGGUUGGUUACCCGAGGUGCAAUUACGACCGAGACAUCAACCUGCAUUGCGCCAGCUUGUGCAGCAGGCACCUGGAGCGCUUCGACGUGACUCCCGCGUCCUUCUCAGAGCGCUUCCCGCG
Molecule: messenger RNA, 752 nt
Organism: Prorocentrum cordatum
Lineage: Eukaryota; Dinophyceae; Prorocentrales; Prorocentraceae
Source: the annotation of a GenBank genome assembly